CAAUCAGGGGAUCUGGAAUGCUCAGAGUCGUCAGAUUUCCCGCGCUUUCGUAGCUUUCUCCAGGCAUUGCCGUUGCUUUGCUUCGGCCAUGAAAAACCAUUCUUAAUAGAAUCAGACAGGAUCUAGGACUUCCCUGGUGUAGUAGUACACCCUGGUGUACUAUACUACUGUAUACACCCUGUUUAGAAGGCUGAUCGUUCCGUCGGUCUGCCUUCAGGUGACGCGGAAUCAUUAAUUGGCAGGCGGAACAGACGGACUGCAAUCAUUGAUUAGUUACCCUCUUGAGAAGCAGAUUCGUUAGUCUCGUGUCGCCGCUCAUGGCCCCAGCUGUCCACGUGUCGACGGCCCACGCGCUUAGCGCCCACGCAGCCACGUCAGCUGCGUCUAGGCCCUUCGCAGCCUCAAACGUUCGCCUCUCGGGCUUUGCGCGACGGACCGUGCAUGGAAUACAGGACGCGAAGCAGUAUGUCCGACUACGGGAAUCGAAGCAGCGUGUAGCGCGUAUUCGCCGCGGCGGGUCCGCGCCGGCGCCACGCGCCUCAGGUGGAGGCGAGCAACGAGCGGUAGAGACGAUCGCGAGAGAGGGAGAAACAGGAGGAUCAGAGUCAUGGGGUGAUAGUAACGGAGGUGACAGUGGCCCGAAUCCAGCCACAUUUGGGGCUGCCAGCUACGCAACGGCAUACGUUGCCGCACCUCCGUUCUCUCCCCGGUGGCAGCAGCAGCGGCGGCGCUGCAGGGCGAAUUUGCAGAGGUGGAUCGGCUGGUGGGGGUGAACCUGAAGCGGGUGCUGGACGCGUUUGCUGCUGCAAGGGUCGGCAGACAUCAUUUCAGCGGAACCACGGGGUACGGCCACGGGGAUGCAGGGGGCAGGGAGGCGCUUGACUCGGCCUUUGCUCAGAUCGUUGGGGCAGAAGCAGCAUGCGUGCGCGCACAGUUUUUUUCAGGCACCCACGCAAUUGCUGCUGCGCUCUAUGCUGUUCUGCGGCCUGGGGACGAGCUGCUGUCAGUGGCAGGGGCGCCCUAUGACACGAUGGAGGAGGUGAUUGGGCUCAGAGGCUCGGCGGGGCACGGCUCGUUGAGGGAGUUUGGCGUCAGCUACCGGCAGAUAGAGUUAACCUCACAAGGAAAGCUGGACUGGGAUGCGCUCAGCGCUCCAGGGGCGGUGAAAGCAAACACGCGCUGUGUGCUGGUGCAGCGGUCGUGUGGGUACUCACUACGAGAAACACUUACAGUGGAGCAGAUUGGGCGCAUUGUGGAGAUUGUCAAGGCGCAGAACCCGUCGUGCGUUGUGGUGGUGGACAACUGCUAUGGGGAGUUCAUCGAAGAGAGAGAGCCAACUCAUGUGGGCGCUGACCUUAUAGCGGGGAGUCUUAUAAAGAAUCCUGGAGGGACAAUAGCGCCAAGUGGGGGCUAUGUGGCGGGGAGGGCAGACCUGGUGGAGGCUGCUGCUGCAAGACUGGCUGCUCCUGGCAUCAGUUCUGGCGCAGGGGCAACUAGUGGCGAGGUGAUGCGGCUGAUGUUCCAGGGGCUGUUUCUCGGCCCUCAGAUGACUGGCGAGGCCAUCAAGGGCAGUCUGCUGGUAGCAGAGGUGAUGGCCAAUCAAGGCUUCGCCGUUCACCCGCAGCCGCGUGUGCGGCGAAAAGACAUCAUCCAGGCUGUCACCCUCUCAUCGCCCGCUCGCCUCCUCGCCUUCUGCCAGGCCGUGCAAAGGCAGUGCCCCGUUGGUGCGUACAUCAAGCCAACGGCAGGGGCCACUGCAGGCUACGAAUCUGAGGUGGUGUUUGCGGACGGCACGUUCAUUGACGGCAGCACCAUCGAGCUCUCCUGUGAUGGCCCCCUGCGUCCGCCCUUUGCAGUCUUCUGUCAGGGUGGGGCCCACUGGGUGCACUGGGCAAUCGCCCUUGAUGAGGUAUUGGCUGCCUUAAACGCCUUGUAAUAAGUUGUUAUAUGAGUUAUGGCUACAGAGAUGUAUAGCAAUAUUUUGGUAAAUGCUUGCAGUUUCGAAGUGGGCAUUUACGAAGCGCAAUAUGUCCCUUUCCAGAACAAGAGCAUAGAAUCAGCAUUAGUCAACCCGAACUGCCAUUGUCAACCUGACAUACCUACCUACUCUUUGAGCAUAGAAUCAUGCAGAUUUGUUCUUGUGAACUUGCUGAUAAGGUAUGCU
Molecule: messenger RNA, 2164 nt
Organism: Closterium sp. NIES-67
Lineage: Eukaryota; Viridiplantae; Streptophyta; Zygnematophyceae; Desmidiales; Closteriaceae
Source: the annotation of a GenBank genome assembly